Molecule: messenger RNA, 3162 nt
Organism: Porites evermanni
Lineage: Eukaryota; Metazoa; Cnidaria; Anthozoa; Scleractinia; Poritidae
Source: the annotation of a GenBank genome assembly
AAAACUGGUACCAAGGGUAAGGCGACAUACAAAACAGAAAGAUGGCGGGAAGAUAAGGCUUAUGGCAACCUUGGCAACGCCUAUCACAGUCUGGGAGAUUUUAAAACAGCCAUAGACUACCAUGAACGCCAGCUGAAAAUUGCGACAGAACUGGGUGAUAAAGCUGGGGAAGGAAAUGCGUAUGGCAAUCUUGGCAACGCCCAUGACAGUCUGGGAGAUUUUAAAACAGCCAUAAACUACCAUGAACGCUACCUGAAAAUUGCGAGAGAACUGGGUGAUAAAUCUGAGGAAGGAAAGGCGUAUGGUAGUCUUGGCAACGCCCAUCACAGUCUGGGAGAUUUUAAAACAGCCAUAGACUACCAUGAACGCCACCUGAAAAUUACGAAAGAACUGGGUGAUAAAUCUUUGGAAGGAAAGGCGUAUGUCAAUCUUGGCAACGCCCAUCACAGUCUGGGAAAUUUUAAAUCAGCCAUAGACUGCCAUGAACGCCACCUGAAAAUUACGAAAGAACUGGCUGAUAAAUCUGAGGAAGGAAAGGCGUAUAACAAUCUUGGCAAGGACCAUCACAGUCUGAGAGAUUUUAAAAAAGCCAUAGACUACCAUGAACUCCACCUGAAAAUUGCGAGAGAAGAGGGUCAUAAAUCUGAGGAAGGAAAGGCGUAUCACAAUCUUGGCAUCGCCCAUGGCAUUCUGGGAGAUUUAAAAACAGCCAUAGACUACCAUGAACGCCAGCUGAAAAUUGCGACAGAACUGGGUGAUAAAUCUUUGGUAGGAGAGGCGUAUGGCAAUCUUGGCCCCGCCCAUCGCAGUCUGGGAGAUUUUAAAACAGCCAUAGACUACCAUGAACGUUACUUGAAAAUUGCGAGAGAACUGGGUGAUAAAUCUCUGGAAGGAGAGGCGUAUGGCAAUCUUGGCAACACCCAUGACAGUCUAGGAGAUUUUAAAUCAGCAAUAGACUACCAUGAACGCGACCUGAAAAUAGCGAGAGAACUGGGUGAUAAAUCUGAGGAAGGAAAGGCGUAUGGUAAUCUUGGCAACGCCUAUCACUGUCUGGGAGAUUUCAAAACAGCCUUACACUACCAUAAACGCCACCUGAAAAUUUCGCAAGAACUGGGUAAUAGAAUUCAGGAAGGAGCUGCGUAUGGCAAUCUUGGCAACGCCCAUCACAGUGUGGGAAAUUUUGAAAAAGCCAUAGACUACCAUGAACGCCACCUAAAAAUGGCGAGAGAACUGGGUGAUAAAUCUGGGAAAGGAAGGGCGUAUGCCAAUCUUGGCAACGCCUAUCACCGUCUGGGAGAUUUCAAAACAGCCUUACACUACUAUAAACGCAAACUGAAAAUUGCGCAAAAACUGGGUAGUAGAAUUCAGGAAGGAUGUGCGUAUGGCAAUCUUGGCAACGCCUAUCACACUCUGGAAGAUCUUAAAACAGCCAUAGACUGCCAUGAACGCCACCUGAAAAUUUCGAGAGAACUUGGAGCUAGAUCUGAGGAAGGAGCUGCGUGUGGCAGUCUUGGCAACGACUAUCACAGUCUGGGAGAUUUUAAAACCGCCAUAGACUACUAUGAAAGCUUCCUGAAAAUUGCGAGAGAACUGGAUGAAAGAUCUCGGGAAGGAAAGGCGUAUGGCUGUCUCGGCACCGCCCAUCGUAGUCUGGGAGAUUUUAAAACAGCCAUAGACUACCAUGAACGCCACCUGAAAAUUGCGAAAGAAUUGAAUGACAAAUUUGAUGAGGGAUUAGCGUGUAUUAACCUCGGUUCUGAUUUUCGUUGUUUAGACCAAGUUCCAAUGGCCAUUGAAUAUUACCAGCUCGGUAUUACUUUGUUAAAUGACAUCAGAGAUCGUCCCCAAUUGAACGACGAGUUGAAAAUAAGCUUACGUGAUCAAUACCGAAGAGUAUACACCGCACUGUGGCGCUUGAUGUUAGCAGAUGACAAGGUUACGGAGGCUUUGCUUUCCGCCGAACAAGGACGAGCACAGGGUCUAAGAGACCUUAUGGCAUCAAAUUAUGACGUGAAUGAUUUUCAAUCAGUAAAAGAAAACGGAACCUUUCGUGGGCUGUUUAGUUCUUUUGCUCUGAAUACACUAUUUAUGGCGAUUGGAGGUAAUGAAAUAAUUUUUUGGGUUUGUCAAAAAGGAAAGGAGGUUGAAUUAAGACGAAAAAAAAACAGUUCGCAAGAUGAAAUCAACAUUUUCUUACAGUCUCUUGUGGAGACAAUUGGUGUACGUGAUAAUGUGGAGUGUGAAGAUCGCUCACUUGAAUUGGCUAGGGAUGCAAGGUUGGCAGUUAAAAGACCACCUCAAGAUGACAGACAAACCCAGUGCUUACAUCUUCAAGAAAGAGCCCUUCGUACUUUGUACGACACUAUCAUUGAUCCUAUUCAGGAUCUAUUAUCAGGCAGUGAACUCGUAUUCAUUCCAGAAGGUCCACUUUGCUUAGCUCCUUUUGCUGCAUUCAAGAGUCCAGAUUCUAAGGACCUUUGCGAAUCAUUCAGAAUACGUGUAGCUCCAUCCCUUACCUGUUUGAAAAUGAUCUGGGAUUGUCCGGAAAAUUAUCACCGUAAGUCAGGCGUACUUCUUGUGGGUGAUCCCUGGGUGCAAGAUGUGACAAAUCUAGGGCCACUACACUGCGCAAGAGAGGAAGUGAAUAUGAUUGGUAAAAUGGUUGGCUCUACACCUCUUGUUGGAAUACAGGCCACGAAGGAUGAGGUGUUAAGACGACUCGGUUCAGUUGCUUUGGUUCACAUCGCUGCACAUGGCGAAAUGAAAACGGGCGAAAUUGCCUUGGCGCCAAAACGUGGUGAGAAAGAUUUCAUUUUGACGAUGAAAGAUGUAAAGAGCGCUAAGAUUCGAGCAAGAUUGGUCGUACUCAGUUGCUGUCAUAGCGCUCGUGGCCAGAUCAAAGCAGAGGGAGUAGUCGGCAUAGCACGGGCAUUUUUAGGUGCUGGUGCUCGUUCUGUUCUGGUAUCAUUGUGGGCGAUUGACGACAAGGCCACUCUUGAGUUUAUGAAAAAAUUCUAUCAGCAUCUUGUGGAAGGAAAAAGCGCAAGUGAAGCCCUUAACCGGGCAAUGAACUGCAUGAGACAAUCCAGAGAAUUUACUCACUGGGCACCUUUUGUACUCAUUGGUGAUGACGUCACAUUGGAGUUUGAUGGGAGCAAAUAG